This is a messenger RNA of Botrytis byssoidea, 1275 nucleotides long. RefSeq lists its product as uncharacterized. Bases 1 to 1275 code for a protein of 424 amino acids. Lineage: Eukaryota; Fungi; Ascomycota; Leotiomycetes; Helotiales; Sclerotiniaceae. The transcript is spliced from 2 exons. The record is from RefSeq and is a predicted model, not a curated record.
AUGUCCCAAAAAUACGACGUCCACCACACAUUCGACAGCCGAGGACCUCUCCAGCGCCCCAGCACCAGCGCCGACAUAAGCGACUACAUCCCGCUGCAAGCCGGUCGCGAAAAUGUGCACGAACCCACCCCCUUCGACGUCCUCGAAUGGCUCUCCGUCUUCUACGGCCAGAAAGUUCCUCCGCUGCCCGUGAUGCGCGCGCGAGAUAUCGAAGAAGUUCCUGAUCAGAGACUACGGGAAACCAUGGAGGAGUAUCAACUCCUUACCCCGACGGUGAAGGGCAUGAAAUUAAAUCCCUUUACCGAAAUUGGGAUUGAGGGAUUUCCAUUGAUUGAGGAUACGAUGUUUAAUAUCGUACGCAGCUAUCCGGCUGAUGAGCAGUAUCAGGGUCCGCAUAAUUUGAUUUGGUUGGUGUCGAAUUCGUAUUGGAGAGCGGUGGCCUGGGCCAUCUACGGCAACUGGGAACUCUGGCCGCACGUAAAAGCCCAUCACCGCAUGGUGUUCGACCAAGUGCUCGCCACCCCCAAACAUCCCCGACACAUACUAUACCAUCGGCUGAACGAAAAGCGGAAAGGUCACAACAACCUCAACAUCAAAGAGCGCCUCGGGAUUCCCUACUGCGCCAUCCGGCACGACGACAUCCAGCAGGUCACCGCCGAUAUGUACGGCAUCUGCCUCAUCAUCUUCACAUGUCGACCCGCAGGCCAAACGGUGAACAUUCCCGGCUUCAGUACCGACCAAUCCCCUCGCCACUUUGCGCCGACGAUCCGCGGAGAGUUCAACCGACCGCAUAAAUUCAUCCGACUCUCCAUCGGCAUGGUGCCCGGAAGAUACAGGCAACACGCCGAUGCGAAUCUGUUGCCGCUCUGGCAGAUGUACGAGCCAAUGAUGCUCAACAUACCGAAUUUUCGACACUCGGAUUUCAAAUACGUACGUCCGAUGUAUGAGAAUACACGGGGGUCAUUACCCUUGACUGCGUCCCUGCGGCCGAUGGAUUACGACGGGGUGAAUCAUCCGUGGAGGGCAGUGAAUGUUGCCUGGGCCGACGGGUAUGGUGGUCAACAAAGGGGACUUCCCGAUGCGCUUACACAGCCGGCGAAUUGGCCCGAGGCGUUUCCGCGAAAACCAAUGUCCCUUACGAUUGCGAUGGGAUGUGUACUUUUGAAAGAUGGUGAUCCCAAGGAUCCACGCUCUUGGGGUCAUGAUUCGCGUAAGAUCGUGUGGAUAAGGCCGGACAAGCCAAAGGGAGGUCAAAUCGCACCGAGACCAGUAUAG